AUGUCUGCUCCCGUUGGCGCCGUUCCCUCGAGCUGCUGCAAGCGUGACGGUACCGGCUGCGUCUGCGCCAAGGAAGCCACUUGCUCGUGCGGCAAGCAGAAGGCCCUCCACUGCACCUGCGAGAAGGCCUCAACCGAGAACAAGGUCACUGGUGCCACCUGCUCCUGCGGCCAGCGUUCUGCCGGUGCAUGCACCUGCAACCGCUCAUCUGAGGAGAAUACCGUGUCCGGCGACAAGUGCGCCUGCGGCAAGAGGUCUAGCACCUCCUGCACCUGCGCUGGCACUGAGGCCGGCCAGUCGGAGCUGGAGACCGAUUUCACCACCAAGAAAUAA
Messenger RNA from Diplodia corticola, 333 nucleotides. Its product is annotated as copper resistance protein crd2. Bases 1 to 333 code for a protein of 110 amino acids. Lineage: Eukaryota; Fungi; Ascomycota; Dothideomycetes; Botryosphaeriales; Botryosphaeriaceae. The transcript is spliced from 3 exons. The record is from RefSeq and is a predicted model, not a curated record.